Molecule: messenger RNA, 135 nt
Organism: Funneliformis mosseae
Lineage: Eukaryota; Fungi; Glomeromycota; Glomeromycetes; Glomerales; Glomeraceae
Source: the annotation of a GenBank genome assembly
AUGAAUACAACUGCAAAAUCACUCACUAAAGAUUCUUUCUGUUUUACUUAUAACUCUAGUACUGAUUUCUCUGAAUUUUUAAAAGCCUUUCAAACUUUCUUUAAAUGGGCUGUUAACAAUCUUAAAGCACAAUAA